AUGGAACGAACGUCCAGUACUGAGACAAGAUUUGAAAGCUUACGUGCAAUCUUGAAGCCACCGGCCAUAGAAGGACAAGAGAGCUAUGGCAUUCCUCCAGAACCAGAUGCUGAAUGUGAUCCUGACCUAGAGGCCAAAUUCGAGAACUGGAUGAAUCUAAAGUUGAAUGGAAUGCACUUCAAUACUCGCCUAACGAAAACACACGCCUUUCGUAAUCCGUCAAUUAUGAGUAAAAUGAUUGAAUUCCAAGGCUUGGACGAAUAUGGCAGUAACUUCCCAAAGGACAUGUUUGAUCCUCACGGAUUCCCACCAGAAGCGUUUGUGGAUGAGCUCGAAAAAGCUCAAAGGACUCGUGCUGAACGUGCAGCCGCUGCUGCCAUCGCUGGAAUCCCAGUACAAACAGCAUCUGGAUCGACCUUAAAUAUCAAGGAGGCCGCAGAAGUAGCUCGUCAACGGGCCAUCCAAUUCAUGUCAGCAGCAAAUCAACAGCCUAAAAACUCGCCUGGUGUUGGUAGUGUUGGAAUGUAUUUACCGGCAAAUCAGCAUGCUGCACCUGGUAGCGCCAUCAGUACAGCGGGAUCCAAACGAAGCAAAUGGGACUCUACUGAAUCUAAGAGAUGA
Synchytrium microbalum is the source of this 621-nucleotide messenger RNA. RefSeq lists its product as uncharacterized. Gene Ontology annotation, biological process: regulation of DNA-templated transcription. Gene Ontology annotation, cellular component: nucleus. The transcript has 3 exons. The record is from RefSeq and is a predicted model, not a curated record. NCBI's taxonomy places the organism in Eukaryota, Fungi, Chytridiomycota, Chytridiomycetes, Synchytriales, Synchytriaceae. The coding region runs from base 1 to 621 and encodes 206 amino acids.